GAAGGGCUCAGGGACUCCCAUUUCCUGGCCUGGAAAAGGUCCCGCCCCCCGCCCCUAUGACCAACAUGAGCUGGAGCUUCCUGACGCGGCUGCUGGAGGAGAUCCACAACCACUCCACGUUCGUGGGCAAGGUGUGGCUCACCGUGCUGGUGGUCUUCCGCAUCGUGCUCACGGCCGUGGGCGGAGAGUCCAUCUACUCGGACGAGCAGACCAAGUUCACGUGCAACACGCGGCAGCCGGGCUGCGACAACGUUUGUUACGACGCCUUCGCGCCCCUGUCCCACGUGCGCUUCUGGGUCUUCCAGAUCGUCGUCAUUUCCACGCCCUCCGUCAUGUACCUGGGCUACGCGGUGCACCGCCUGGCCCGCGCCUCGGAGGAGGAGCGCCGCCGCGGCCCCCGCCGCCGCCCCGGCCCCGGCCGCCGCCCGGCCCGCGCGCCCCUGCCGCUGCCCCCGCCGCCGCACCCCGGCUGGCCCGAGCCCGCCGGCCUGGGCGAGGAGGAGCCCAUGCUGGGCCCGGCCGAGGAGGAGGACGAGGAGUCGGCGGUGGCCGACGGCCCGGGCGAGGAGGCCGAGGCCGAGGACGCGGGCGCGGCCAAGAGCGCGGGCGGGGACGGCAAGGCGGCGGGGGCCCCGGGUCCCUCCGCGCAGCACGACGGGCGACGGCGCAUCCAGCGCGAGGGCCUGAUGCGCGUGUACGUGGCGCAGCUGGUGGCGCGGGCCGCCUUCGAGGUGGCCUUCCUCGUGGGCCAGUACCUGCUGUACGGUUUCGAGGUGCGGCCCUUCUUCCGCUGCAGCCGCCAGCCCUGCCCGCACGUGGUCGACUGCUUCGUGUCGCGGCCCACAGAGAAGACCGUCUUCCUGCUGGUCAUGUACGUGGUCAGCUGCCUCUGCCUACUGCUCAACCUCUGCGAGAUGGCGCACCUGGGCCUGGGCAGCGCGCAGGACUUGGCCGGCCCGCCCGACUACAGCCUGGUGGUGCGCGCGGCCGAGCGCGCGCGCUCCCACGACCACGACCUGGCCAGCCUGGCGCUUCAGGCGCUGCGGGACCGGCACGCGCUGGGAGACCGCGACAGCCCGCCGUGCCCCGGCCUCACCGCGGCCGCCCGGGGGCCCCCGCGGGCCGGCGCCCCCGCCUCCGGCUCGGGCAGCGCCACGUCGGGGGGCACGGGCACCGGCGGGGGCCAGGCCAGGCCAGGCGCCAAGCCCAGGGCGGGCUCGGAGAAGGGCAGCGCGAGCAGCAGGGAGGGGAAGACCACCGUGUGGAUCUGA
Molecule: messenger RNA, 1271 nt
Organism: Odobenus rosmarus divergens (Pacific walrus)
Lineage: Eukaryota; Metazoa; Chordata; Mammalia; Carnivora; Odobenidae
Gene: GJC2
Product: gap junction protein, gamma 2, 47kDa
Exons: 3
Coding region: 57-1271 (404 amino acids)
Biological process (GO): cell communication
Cellular component (GO): connexin complex
Source: RefSeq, a predicted model, not a curated record